CCCAGAGCCCACUGGUCCCUCCUGCACAAUGGACUCUCCCCCUUCUGGGACGGCCAGCCCUCAGCCCUCAAGGGCCAAUGAGAACAUCAACCUGGGGCCUUCAGCCAACCCAAACGCCCGGCCUACCGACUUCGACUUCCUCAAAGUCAUUGGCAAAGGGAACUAUGGAAAGGUCCUCCUGGCCAAGCGCAAGUCUGAUGGGAUGUUCUAUGCUGUGAAGGUGCUGCAGAAAAAGUCCAUCUUGAAGAAAAAAGAGCAAAACCACAUCAUGGCGGAGCGCAAUGUGCUUCUGAAGAAUGUGCGGCAUCCGUUCCUCGUGGGCCUGCGCUACUCCUUCCAGACGCCCGAGAAGCUCUACUUUGUGCUGGACUAUGUCAAUGGGGGAGAGCUCUUCUUCCACCUGCAGCGGGAGCACCGCUUCCUGGAGCCCCGGGCCCGGUUCUAUGCAGCUGAGGUGGCUAGUGCCAUUGGCUACCUGCACUCGCUCAACAUCAUCUACAGGGACCUGAAACCUGAGAACAUUCUCCUGGACUGCCAGGGCCAUGUGGUGCUGACGGAUUUCGGUCUCUGCAAGGAAGGUGUAGAGCCAGAGGAGACUACAUCCACCUUCUGUGGCACCCCCGAGUACUUGGCUCCAGAAGUGCUUCGGAAAGAGCCUUAUGACAGGGCAGUGGACUGGUGGUGCUUGGGGGCGGUUCUCUACGAGAUGUUACAUGGCCUGCCCCCCUUCUACAGCCAAGAUGUGUCCCAGAUGUACGAGAACAUUCUGCACCAGCCUCUCCAGAUCCCUGUGGGCCGCACAGUGGCAGCCUGUGACCUCCUGCAGGGCCUUCUUCACAAGGAUCGCCGGCAGCGGCUGGGCUCUGAAGCUGAUUUUGUGGAGAUACAGAACCACAUGUUCUUCAGCCCCAUAAACUGGGACGAUUUGUACCACAAGAGAGUGACUCCGCCCUUCAAUCCAAAUGUAGCAGGUCCUGCUGACUUGAAACACUUUGACCCAGAGUUCACACAGGAAGCUGUGUCCAAGUCCAUCGGCUGUACCCCGGACACCAUGGCCAGCAGCUCUGGGGCAUCCAGUGCUUUCCUGGGCUUUUCCUAUGCACCUGAUGAUGAGGCCAUCCUGGAUGGUUAGAAGAGCAGGGCCUGGGAAAUGCAUCUGCAAGGCCCCACAGUGGCAUGUACCAGAUACCACCAACAGGAUGGUUUAUCUGAUCCCCCAGGUCACCAGAGACUUGCUGUGUUUCUGUUCUGCCACCCAGCAAAGGACUUUUAAGGUUGGGGUUACUCCAUUAAAACAAGAAGAGAGGACUGGAGCGAUAACACAGUAGGUAGGGCAUUUGCAUUGCACACGCCCAAACUGGGUUUAAUUCCCAACAUCCCAUAUGGUUCCCCAAGCAUGUCAGGAAUGAUUUCUGAGCACCUAACCAAAAGUGACCCCUGAGUGACACAAAGUAUGGCCCAAAAGCAAAAAAGAGAGAGAGAGAGAGACAGAGAGAGAUUUAUCUAAUAUCAGAAUGUCUUCCUACAUUCACAGAUUCAUGGAGUCUCUGCCCAGCUAAUUAUUUUUUGGAAUGGGCAGAGUGAUGGGAACUACCUCCAAUUCCAAUAGCUGAAAAUACUAGACCUCAA
This is a messenger RNA of Suncus etruscus (white-toothed pygmy shrew), 1629 nucleotides long. RefSeq names its product serum/glucocorticoid regulated kinase 2 (gene SGK2). The transcript is spliced from 12 exons. Gene Ontology annotation, molecular function: protein serine/threonine kinase activity; ATP binding. NCBI's taxonomy places the organism in Eukaryota, Metazoa, Chordata, Mammalia, Eulipotyphla, Soricidae. The coding region runs from base 29 to 1132 and encodes 367 amino acids. The record is from RefSeq and is a predicted model, not a curated record. Gene Ontology annotation, biological process: protein phosphorylation.